GUGGCGCGUCUCGGUGGCUGCGGACACCUUCCAGGUCUUCCUUCCGGAGAACGUGAGAUCCGCCUCGGAGCCAGCCUGCUGGAGUUCACUUGUUGUUAAGUAGAUUUGGGAGCGGUGUGACAUCGCGCCGCCAGUCCCUUCCCUCCUGAGAAAGGGUAGCUGCUUUCUGAGCAAUCACAUACCAACUUCAUGUAUUCCUAAGACUGUCAUCAGCUUCUAGUUUUCUAUUCAGAGGCCUUACAGAGAUUUAAUUACUUAUAGGCUCUAGUGGUUGUAAAGUAAUUUAAGAUGUUUGUACUACUCGGUUGUAAUUAUCUAAUUCACUCUUGUGUUAAGAGACAUCGUUUUAACUUGGGAAUGGUUAAAUCGCCAAAGAAUUAAAUUAUUUAUGGAUAAGGGCUAUUUUAUUUGACUACUGUUGGCCUGCAACUUAAACUUGCAUCUUUUAUUUUUUAUCCUAUGCUUUUUCUUUGUUAUGGCUGCUGCAACAAUAGUUCAUGAUACAUCAGAAGCUGUAGAGCUCUGUGCUCCCUGUGGGUUAUACCUUAAACCCAUUACAAAAAUGACCAUCAGUGUGGCGCUUCCUCAGCUGAAGCAACCAGGAAAAUCCAUUUCGAACUGGGAAGUGAUGGAAAGAUUGAAGGGGAUGGUGCAAACUCAUCAGUUUUCCACUCUGCGGAUUUCUAAAAGCACAAUGGAUUUCAUUCGGUUUGAAGGAGAAGUCGAGAACAAAAGUUUGGUUAAAUCUUUUCUGGCGUGCCUUGAUGGCAAAACAAUAAAGCUGAGUGGCUUCUCUGACAUUUUAAAAGUGCGUGCUGCAGAAUACAAGAUUGACUUUCCUACCAGACAUGACUGGGACUCAUUUUUCCGUGAUGCGAAAGAUAUGAACGAAACCUUGCCUGGGGAAAGGCCGGAUACUAUUCACUUGGAGGGUUUGCCUUGUAAGUGGUUUGCAGCAAAGGAGACUGGCUCGGAAAAGCCAAGUGAAGAAGUGCUUAUAAAAGUUUUCCAGAAAUUUGGAGAAAUCCGUAACGUGGACAUACCCAUGCUGGACCCCUACAGAGAAGAAAUGACUGGCAGGAAUUUUCACACUUUCAGCUUUGGAGGCCAUUUAAACUUUGAAGCGUAUGUGCAGUACCGAGAGUAUGCAGGAUUCAUCGAGGCCAUGAAUGCUCUGAGAGGGAUGAAGCUGAUGUACAAAGGCGAUGAUGGCAAAGCAGUGGCUUGCAAUAUAAAGGUUUCUUUUGACUCAACAAAACACCUCAGUGAUGCAUCAAUUAAGAAGCGUCAACUUGAAAGGCAAAAGCUUCAAGAACUUGAAAAGCAAAGAGAAGAACAAAAACGUAAAGAGAAAGAAGCUGAAGAAAAACAAAAAGAAGAAGAAAGGAAGCAGAGAGAACUUGAAGAAUUUGAGAGAGAGAGAAAAAGAGAAGAGAAGUUGCGCAAGAGAGAACAGAAACAGAAAGAUCGUGAAGUUCGACGGAACAAAAAGCAACUUGAAAAGCUUCAAGCUGAAGAACAGAGAAAACUUCAAGAGAAGAUAAAGCUAGAAGAAAGGAAGCUCCUGUUAGCUCAGAGAAAUCUUCAGUCCAUUAGAUUAAUUGCAGAACUGCUAAGCAGAGCAAAGACAGUAAAGCUUUUGGAGCAAGAACAGAAUGAAGAAAAGAUUUGUCUUCAGCAGCUAGAGGAGAGACGAAGGCUCCAGGAGGCUGAGCUUAAACGUGUGGAAGAGGAAAAAGAGAGAGCACUGGGGUUGCAGAGAAAAGAAAAGGAACUGAGGGAGAAACUGCUGAACAAUCUUCUGAGCAAGAAAAUUGAUGCAGUUAAUCAAAACAAAGAAGAAACGGAAGCAUCUCAGACUGACGUGCUGAAAAGCCCUAGUGCUGUUCCCCACACUGUGUCAUCCACCUGCAUCACGUCUACCUCAGGACAGGCUCUUACAGGCAAACUGGCUCCUGGCUCCCAAACAGAAGUAGCAUCCCCUGAAAGUGUAAACACUCAAUGCAAGUACUUAAAUGGCAGCAUUCAUGACAAAGUUCAUGACAAAGUUGAGAAUCUUCAUGCUACAAACUCUGAGAGGUGUUCUGACAAAAGAGGUUCAGGGGUACUUUCGUGUGUUCCCACUAAUAACCAGGACGAGAAGAGCCUCUCUAGCUAUGACCAGAACACUUGCAAGAAGGACUUGCACUGUGAGCAGGACAAACAUGGAGCAGAGGCAAGGAGAAGAAAGAGCCGUUCAUGUAGCAGCAUCAACAGUGAUGAGAGUAAGGGUAGACGGGAGAGCAGCAGACACAGAAGAGAUGUGAGUUACCGGGAUGAAAAACAUAGGAAAGACAGGAGGCAUUACAGACACUCCAGCAGAAGUUACAGCCCUCGCCGCAGCCGCAGUCCUCGGCGAAGAAGUGCAAGCCCCCGGCGCUCCCGCUACAGGAGAACGCGCAGUAGGGAGCGAAGGCGGGACAGGAGAGAGAGGAGUCGAAGUCGCCGAAGUGUGAGCAGGAGGCGAAGGCACCGGAGGUGAUCACUGAGUAAACAAAGGAGUACCUGGAGUGGGUAG
Sturnus vulgaris (Common starling) is the source of this 2557-nucleotide messenger RNA. The record is from RefSeq and is a predicted model, not a curated record. NCBI's taxonomy places the organism in Eukaryota, Metazoa, Chordata, Aves, Passeriformes, Sturnidae.